GUCUGAGAAUUUCUGUGUCUCAUAUUUGAUCGGACACUACAAUAUUAUCUUAUCACGGUGAUAAAUGAUUCAGUAAAAUAAUACUUGACCGCAGUGGUUGCGUGGGAAAGAGUAUGUUCGAGGGCGAUGUUGACACCUGGAAUUUAAUGCAGUGAGAGCUCUUCGCUCUUCCGCAUAUCAUGACACAACCUAGCUUGUCCUCUCGUCCACACCGUUAGCCUAUCUCUGCUGGUCGAUCCAUUCAUUGACGAGAGUGAGUGACCACGGAGGCAGCUACAUGUUGCAGAUGAGAUAACAUUAAACUUUGGAUGUCUGGGCUGGUUGUGUAAGCCAGCGAUGCGGUCACCUGUGGACGAUGUUAGCUUUGGUCAGCAGCUCCCUAGUUUGACGCUACAGUUCGCCGUAUGUGCCGCACAAACGGACUUUAACGUCACCUCGACAGCAGCGACUCUCUGAUGCUCCGAGGUGACCCCGACUCUAGCCUGUAGCUGAGAGAAAGAGAAACCUCCUCUGACAACCUCCUCGACACUAUGGCCCCACACCCGGUGGUGCAGGCCAUCAUUGACCUCUCUGCAGGAGCCGUAGGGGGAGCUGCAUGUGUCUUCAGUGGGCAACCGUUGGACACAGCAAAGGUCAAGAUGCAGACCUUUCCUACCAUGUACCGGGGUUUUAUCCACUGCAUCACGUCCACCUACAAACAAGUGGGCCUGCGUGGGCUCUACCAGGGCACCACGCCGGCACUGAUGGCCAACAUUGCCGAGAACUCUGUGCUGUUUAUGAGCUACGGCUUCUGCCAGCAGGUCAUCCGCUUCACGGCUGGACUGCACAGUGAAGCUGUGCUGAGUGACAUGCAGAAAGCCUGUGCUGGCUCAGUAGCAUCCAUCUUCUCCUCGCUGGUACUCUGCCCCACUGAGCUUGUCAAGUGUCGGCUGCAAGCCAUGUAUGAGAUGGAGGCAUCAGGAAAGAUAGCUAAGAGCCAGAACACAGUGUGGUCGGUGGUGAAAUCCAUCAUGAGGAAUGAGGGACCGCAGGGCUUCUUCCAGGGCCUGACCACCACCAUAGCCAGAGAAGUCCCCGGCUACUUCUGCUUUUUCGGUGCCUACGAGUUCUCCCGCUCUGCCUUUGCAGACUACAUGAAAUGUGACAAAGACGACAUAGGUGUGGCUCCAAUAGUGUUCAGCGGUGGUCUCGGGGGGGCGUGCCUGUGGCUGGUGGUCUAUCCGAUGGACUGCGUCAAGUCUCGGAUCCAGGUGAUGUCUAUGACGGGCAAACAGGCCGGGUUCUUCAAAACCUUCAUGACCAUCGCGCGUGCUGAAGGUAUGAGGGCGCUAUACUCGGGUCUCACUCCCACCAUGAUCCGCACAUUCCCUGCAAACGGAGCUCUUUUCCUGGGUUACGAGGCCAGCCGCAAGCUCAUGAUGAAACAGUUUGAUUGACAAAAUAUGCCUAAACACAAAUGAAGGAGCGGUGAAAUGGAGGCAAGUAUUACAGCCAUACGACCCAGUCCAAACAUAAGUCGAAGCUUUGAAGCUCAUUAUGUUUGGGGUCUGGUUUUUUCGCUAUCUGCUGCUUUUUGCUAAGCUCACCUAAAAACUACCACACUCCAUCUCUCAAUGUCUGACGCGGUAAUUAUUUUAAAUCCUACUAUUAAAAUUGAUUAAUUUAGAUUUUUUUUAGAUUUACAUAGUUUUUUUUUUCAACACUCUGAAAAUGCUACUGCCGUCAUACAACAUACGUAUAUUUCAUAUGUAUGAUAUAGUAUGUGAAGCACAGUACUGAACCACUUUGAGCAGUCUUGACAUGAGAGACUCUGGACACUCCACCCCUGUUUUACGUCUACCUCAACAAAGUAGUGUUCGCACAAAUGCGUUUCUCUGCCAGUCAUUUAAAAUCAGUCUUUACUUGCUCCAUCAACAGCUGUAUGGGUAAGAAAAGCACUCCGUUAGGCUCAUUGCUUAAAGAUUUUUAUUAUAAACUGUGUAGUGGCAUAUUCUAAUUCUUCUCAGCUGCCUAAGACGUCUUGUAAUGGCUGGUGUUUUCAAACAUGGAAUCACUCUCAGCUAAAAAUAUGUCUUUUUUAUGUAUGAAAUGUUUUUAACAAACACACUAUGAUAUUAGAUAACUUGCAUUAGGCAGCUUUAGAUUUCAAACAGCCUUGACUGAGGUCUUACAGGUAUCAUCGAAAUAAACAUCGAACACAGCCAGCAGAUGUUUUAUAUUUGAGUCAAAUCUUAUUUUCCAUCUUACUGACUGUUUUUGUAUUACCAUGUUAUAUUCCACAAGUUUUGGAAUCCAUUGUUUUGCCUUUUAAACCACUGCAUUUUGCCUUUUUUGUUGUGAGAAAAUGUCAACUGCCUACUGUAAUGUGCCAUUUGCACAGUGCAUUCCCUGUGCAGGGUUGUUCUUCGCUUAGAAGACUGCAGCACAGAAUCCUGAGUCAUAUUCAUUUAAUGGUAAUUGGGAAAUGUAGGUAUUUUAGAAAGCUAACAAUUUAAGAUGACACUGAAAUGUUUGUAUAAAUAUCAAUCCUGAUAUUUCCUGUACAUCCUACAUGCAUACAACCUGCAUUAAAGGUGUCGUUUAGGAAUAAC
Messenger RNA from Acanthopagrus latus (yellowfin seabream), 2591 nucleotides. RefSeq names its product solute carrier family 25 member 15b (gene slc25a15b). Gene Ontology annotation, biological process: mitochondrial L-ornithine transmembrane transport. The coding region runs from base 531 to 1436 and encodes 301 amino acids. Lineage: Eukaryota; Metazoa; Chordata; Actinopteri; Spariformes; Sparidae. The transcript has 7 exons. The record is from RefSeq and is a predicted model, not a curated record. Gene Ontology annotation, molecular function: L-ornithine transmembrane transporter activity.